Molecule: messenger RNA, 2613 nt
Organism: Lathyrus sativus (Indian pea)
Lineage: Eukaryota; Viridiplantae; Streptophyta; Magnoliopsida; Fabales; Fabaceae
Source: the annotation of a GenBank genome assembly
AUGAUCAUGCAAAAGAGUUUGUGUGUUAUACUUGUAAUAUUCUAUGUACCUAUUUUGUUACAUGCACAAAACAAAGUUGAAACUUUGAUACUAGGAUGUGGAAUAGGUGAUAAUGGUGGUAAAGAUCCUGAUGGAAGACAAUGGAGUCCAGAUAACAAAUAUCUUUCUGGACCAAAUUCAAUUACAGCAAGAGCUUCAAUUCAAGAUCCUUCACUUACAUCAGAGAUUCCAUAUAUGACAGCGCGUAUUUUCACAGCUGAAGCAACGUAUAAGUUUCCAAUUCAACCUACUAAACGUUACUGGCUUAGACUCCAUUUUUAUCCAUCGGUUUACAACAAUCUCAACCCAGCCGAUUCGUAUUUUUCUGUGAAAGCAAACGAUGUUAUACUUCUCAACAAUUUCAGCUCCUCGAUUACGUGUCAAGCCUUGUCCCAAGCUUAUAUUGAUAAAGAAUAUGCACUUGCACCUUUGAAUGCAAAUGAACUCAGCCUUACCUUCAAACCUUCUGAUAAACACAAUGGUGCUUUUGCUUUUGUCAAUGGUAUUCAACUUAUUGAAAUGCCUGACUUGUUGCUCAAGUCGCCUUCGUUGGUCGGUUAUAUGAAUCAAAUUGUGGAUACUGAAGGUUUUCAUCUUCAAACAAUGUUUAGAAUAAACGUUGGUGGACAGUAUAUAUCUCCGGCUCAAGAUUCUGGUUUGAGUCGAACAUGGUACGAUGAUACACCGUAUACUUAUGGUGCUUCCCAUGGUGUUAGCAAUCGUAUUACAAAGGAUGUUAAAAUCGAUUACCAAACUAUGCCUCAAUAUCUUGCUCCUGCGGAAGUUUAUUCAACGUAUAGAUCCAUGGGAGGUGAUCUACAUCUUAACAUGAGAUACAAUCUCACGUGGAUUUUUCAAGUUGAUCCGAAUUCAAUGUACUUAUUAAGGUUGCAUUUUUGUGAUUUCUAUUAUUCUAAAGUGAACCAAAUUGUUUUCAAUAUCUUUAUCAACAAUCAAACGGCGGAGGAAACGGCUGAUGUUAUAGGUUGGACAGGCGGUAAAGGAAUGACCACUUAUAAGGAUUAUGUGAUUUAUGUUCAUAAUCAGCCGGGUGAGGAUCAACUUUGGCUUGCAUUGGGUCCUGCGGCAAAGGCAAAGCCGGAGUAUUACGAUGCUUUACUCAAUGGUAUUGAGAUAUUUAAACUCAAUCAAACUGAUCUCUCAGGACCUAAUCCUAGGCUUUCUGAUAUGAUGAUUAAACAUGAGGAAAAGGAAAGAACUUUUCAAAACAAGAAAGAUAGCCAUACUACCACUUUUGCUAUCGGCGGAGCUGCUGGUGGAGCUGCUGGUUUUGCAUUAGUUGCUGCAAUAUGUGUUGCAGUUCAUCAUAGAAAGAAGAGAGCACCAGGUUCAUACACAAAUAACACAUCAAGUUGGUUGCCUCUUUAUGGAAACUCUCACACGAGUACAACGAAAUCGACAGGAUCGGGGAAGAGUACUAUGGGGAGUGGUGCAAACUUGGCCAUGGCUCAAGGGUUAUGUCGAUAUUUUUCGUUACAAGAGAUGAUUCAAGCGACAAAGAAUUUCGACGAGACGAAUGUGAUAGGUGUUGGAGGAUUCGGAAAGGUUUACAAGGGAGUUAUUGAUAAUGGAGUUAAAGUGGCUAUUAAGAGAUCAAAUCCACAAUCAGAACAAGGAGUGAAUGAAUUUCAGACUGAAAUUGAGAUGCUUUCAAAGCUUAGACACAAACAUUUAGUGUCUUUGAUUGGUUUUUGUGAGGAAGAUGACGAAAUGUGUUUGGUUUAUGAUUACAUGGCUCAUGGAACCAUGAGGGAGCAUUUAUACAAAGGAAACAAGCCUAUAGAUACUUUAUCAUGGAAGCAAAGGUUGGAGAUUUGCAUUGGUGCUGCAAGAGGUCUUCAUUACCUUCACACAGGAGCAAAAUACACAAUCAUUCAUAGAGAUGUCAAAACAACAAAUAUUCUACUUGAUGAAAACUUUGUCGCAAAGGUUUCGGAUUUUGGAUUGUCGAAAACAGGUCCAAACAUGAACAAUGGUCAUGUUAGUACAGUGGUGAAAGGUAGUUUUGGAUAUUUGGAUCCUGAAUAUUUCAGGAGACAACAAUUGACUGAAAAAUCCGAUGUUUAUUCGUUCGGAGUAGUUCUGUUCGAGGCCUUGUGUUCGAGGCCUGCUUUGAAUCCUGGCCUUCCGAAAGAACAGGUUAGUCUUGCAGAUUGGGCUUUGCUCAACAAAAGAAAAGGAACAUUGGAAGAUAUUAUUGAUCCAAAUUUGAAAGGAAAGAUUAACCCUGAAAGCUUGAACAAGUUUGCUGAUGCAGCUGAGAAAUGUUUGUCUGAUCAUGGACUCGCUCGUCCCUCGAUGAAUGAUCUAUUGUGGAACCUUGAAUUUGCUCUCAACCUGCAAGAGAAUCCUGAUGGUUCGCGAUCGACUCAUGACAACUCUCCGUGUAUAGAUGAGAGUGAAUUUGAAGAGGUAAGUUUAGCACAAAAAAGUGACAUGGCUGCACAUUACAAAAACCUUAGCCUUGGAAGUGAACAUGACCUUAGUCAUGAUGACUCAGCUGAGAAUUCUGCUGCCAUCUUCUCUCAAAUUGCUAAUCCGAAAGGGCGAUGA